Messenger RNA from Pomacea canaliculata, 2571 nucleotides. RefSeq lists its product as uncharacterized. Bases 318 to 1055 code for a protein of 245 amino acids. The record is from RefSeq and is a predicted model, not a curated record. Lineage: Eukaryota; Metazoa; Mollusca; Gastropoda; Architaenioglossa; Ampullariidae. The transcript is spliced from 5 exons.
CACCCAAUCCUUCUGAAAUCCAGAUUUGCACUAAACUUCCGGGUCAAAGCCCCGAGAAGCACAGCGAAUCCGUGUCGCGUAAACAUCGAGGCGGCGCCGAGGUGCUUGCGUCGCUGCCUAGAGACCGACGACGCUUCCGGCCUGUCCGAGUACUAACGAGGGUUUUCGAUCGUUGUACGAUGUUAAUGUCUCCACCGGUCGAACGUUGUGUUCAUCAUUAGGAGCAAAGUGGCGCUGGCAGUCAUGGCCCGCCUGACGUGAGUGAUCGCCUUGAGAGAGUCAAAUACUUGAGGGAGACAGAGCGCACUAGGGGCACCAUGACGAGCGGAGAGAUCGUUGGGAGCUGGUUUCCUUCUGGAUAUUAUGGGCAUUUCCGCAGCAAAUCUAGGAAUGACUUUGUGUGUGAAUACAGGCAGCUAGCAAAACCGCAGCCACCAAACAAGUUUUUCGUGAGAUCAAGGCAACCAUCAGCCAGACAUCUAUUUUCACACCAUGACAAUCGUCAAUCAUUCCUCUCAGACGCACUCUACUUUGAACAGGGUUUGGGUAGAAAACGAAGUCCAGGGAAGGCCUACUCCUUCAAACCCGACUUCUACACUUGGAUACCCAUACAAAAGGAGAUCGAAAGCAGUCGCCCAUUGGUGUCCACAUACAAACUUGACUUUACAAACAACGGUGUCAAACAGCUGUUGGUGCGGCGGCCCAAAACUUCAUUUGAAGGCCCGCCCACCACUACGUAUCGGUACACCCACGGAACGGCGGCACCCAACCAUGAAGAAUUGCAGGCCAUAGCCAGCCCCGCCCUGGCCCUGAGCGCCGCCCACCGCCUGACUCGUGCCAAGUCUGCGCGACCCGCCUGCCGUGAGACCGUGGCUUCCUGUCUCUCCUGGUACCGCCCGGCUGUUCCAGCUGCUACCACCACCACAGACUUCUACACAAGCCACCCCUCUCAGUCCCUGCCCGACCCACCCCUGCUCCACGUUCCAGCACCCCCUUCAACAGCGCCGCCAGCGGUUCAGACGCCGCCUUCAGGAUCUGCGAUGCCAGAACAAUGAAUGGCCAUGUGAUAAGAAGGAAAAAAAGGCCUAAUCUUUUUUGCCAAAUUAAGCACACGUGUAUAAAAUCAGUGCAACUUCACUCUCAGAUUUUACUGUAUACCUUUGUUUGCUGUUUGAUGGAAAGUCAUUCUAGACACUAGUCCAGUGGAUAUUGUGACCUGGUCUUGAGUGGUAGGAUGACACAUGAUCUUCAAUAGGCUAUGAACGCUAAGCUGGCACGGUAUUAUGGCUAUGAAGGCGAAGCUGGCCAUGUGGGCUUUUGAUCCACCCAUACCCCUAUCCCAAUCCAUGGAGAGUUUGGGUAGAAAUAUCAUAUGAAACUGCCAAAGUAGUUACACUUGAUACCUACAUGUAAAGUGCCAGCAACCAAUUGUUCGGCAUUGAAAAUUCCACCAACAGCAAACUUAUCACUUCAUUUAAUUCACGGUAGAAUAACUCUGCUCUUCAGGUGGUUGUCUGAUUUUUGUUCACCAAUAUGAUAGAUGCUCAGCAGGUUGAAAGGACAUCCUGUGCUCAAACUUCACUGCGGGUUUGUUAUCCACUUACAUAAAAUCAGCCUGUGCACUGACACCAGGUUCAAGCUAGUAGUUAUGUCACUAGCUGGAUGAGAAACACAAAACCUCAAAAUAAAUGCUUUACUGCAGAAAUGAUUCUGUAAUGGUUCUUGCUACUUGUCUUACCUCUUUAUGCAAAGUAAUUUUCUGUGAUAAAGUGAAAAUACUGAAUUCUGCUCUGCAGCAGUAUACUUUGAGAAUCUCUUCCUUCAUGCACAAAUCUCCCUCUUUCUUACAAGGUUCCCAUGUAUCAGCCCAAUACACCCUCAACAACUGGAGUAUUGCCAGUUAGUGCUAUAUUUAUGACACUUGACACAGGUAGAGGCUAGUGUAGCACGCAAAGCCUUAUUUUGCCCUGUACAUAUUCUUUAUAGUAUAUUUCAUAGUAGAUUAUCAUUGUUUAUCCUUUAAAAAAAGUCUGCCUACUUAAGAUUUCUUUUUUGCUUAUAGUAAAUCUAUUAAUCUAAAAUAUUUAUCCAAUUUACAUAAAAUCUUUUGUGCCCUUUCCCAUUAGCAACAAAUAACGGCCUUUUCAAAACGUUUAAAUGAUUUCACUUAUUUAAUGCAUGAAUGUGGUCAAAUUCAUCAGUAACAACAGAUUCCCAAAACCAUUUUAAUACCCUAAUGCUUAAAACUUCAAAGAUGCUACACUAAGGACUAAGGGGAAUGUUACUGUUUAUGUUCAAACCCCUCUGAUCAUAGCUGGAGCCCUUGGAUUUAGAACUAUAAGUGUAUAGUACUCAUUUUGAAUCCAGUUCAUUGCUCACUGUUGUAUAGUAUCAGAAUUUUAUUUUUUGUACAGAUUUUGGGGUACACUACUUUUAAACACAGCUUGAUAGUUCUGGCUUUGGAGCACCUUGCUUUGCUGGUAUCUAUGUAUCUGUCCAUUUACUCAGCAUCCGUAAGAAUUAGAAUAAAUAAAAAUUAUGAACAGUAUUUUGUGCUAUUUUUUUCAUGCA